AUUUGUGGAGAAAAAUUAAAUUAUGUUUGGUUUCAGCAUAAGAACACGACAGAAUGCUGCAGCCUCACCCAAAAUUGCUGAUUCUCCUGGAGCCCCUGUUUCUCCAAGAACCGUAGCAACCCCAAUAGGCAUGAACUCGCCUAAGCCUGAUCAAGUGGGGGAAAUUGAUACCAGAGCCCCGUUUCAAUCCGUCAAGGCUGCCGUCAGCUUGUUUGCUGAAGGAACCUCCCCUAAGGAGAGACCUGUUCUAAAGAAGUCUAAAACUAUAGAAGAGAGAGUCUUAGAGAAAGAAUCGCAACUUCACUUGGCCCUUAAAGAACUCGACAAGUACAAAGAACAGCUCAAAAGUACAGAAACCACCAAAGCCCAAGCGCAAAGAGAAAUCGAGAAGGCCAACAGAACACUGCAGGAACUAACAUGCAAACUUGAAACCGCGAGCGAAUCCAAGCAAGAAGCAAUUGCGGCAACAGAAUCUGCUAAGAGUCGGGCCAAACAACUGGAAGAAGAUGCCAAACUCAGCAGAGCCCAACUAGAUGGUGGUUCGUGGAAACAAGAUGUUGACAGUGAAAGAGAGCAAUAUAAGGCCUCUGCCGGUGAACUUAUUGCCGCAAAACAAGAACUCACCAACGUCCGACAGGACUUCGAUGCCGCGUUGGAACUAAAAUUAUCUGCCUUCCAAGAGUCUGCAGAUGCUCAACAUACAACCAAAGUUAACAGGGAGCGGGUGAAUGAUCUUUCCAAGGAAAUAGCAACAAUGCGAGAAACACUCAGCCAGGUCAAGCUUGCCACUGUGCAAACCCAAGAAGAGCAAGAAAAGGUUAAGGCAGAUCGGGAAACUCAUCUGCAAUCCCAUAUAAAAGCGACUGAAGAAGUGGAGAAGAAAAUACAAUCAUUGAAGGAAGAAGAAUCCGAGCUCAGACUCCAUGGAAAUCUCGAGGAGAAGCUCGAAGAAACAACCGAGGCAAUUGCAGUUUUACAAGAACAGUUGAAAAAUGUUCGUGAGUCAGAUCUACAUUCCCUGCAAGCUGCCACUUGUGAGCUUGAGGAUGCUAAAAAUGCACACCAAGCAGUUUUACAAGAAGGGAGCUCGGUGCAGAGGAUUGUUGAUUCCCUGAAGCUGGAGCUGGAUGAGGUGAAGAGGGAACUCUCUGAAAUGAAGGAGAAGGAGGCUGAAUCCGAAACAGCAGCUAAAAGACUGAGAGAUGAAAUCGAAAGGAGCAAGGUUGAGCUUGAGGAAGCUCUUGUGGGAGAAAGCAAACAAGUGGAUGCUUCUGAUCAGAUGCGGUCGAGAAUUCAACAGCUAUCAACAGAAACUGAAAAUGCAAGGCAUGAAAUGGAAAAGCUGAAGAAAAGUAGUGAAGACUUGAUGCAAGAAGUGGAAAGUGCACGAAAUGAGGCCAAGGAAACAGAGGAGAAGUUGGUAGUCGCCCUAAAAGAGGCUGAGAAAGCACAAGAAGCAGCGAAGCUUGCCAGUGAUCAGAUUCAUUCCAUGUCUUCAUCAUCAUCAUCAUCUAAUAAUAAUAAUAAUAAUAAUAUUACUGCCGACGACGAUGAAUCUGCUGCUGCAACAAAUAAUAUUCCAGGUGACAAGAUCAAACUGUCAGUGGAGGACUUCGAAUCGUUGAGCAGGAAAGUGGAGGAAAUGGAGAAGAUGGCAGAAGCGAAAGUGGGAGCAGCGAUGGCAGAGGUAGAAGAAAGUAAUGCAAGGGAGAGAGAGACAGUAGAGAAGUUGGAAGCAAGUUUGAAAGAAAUGGAGGAGAUAAAAGCCGCGACGGAGGAUGCUGUGAAAAGAGCAGAGAUGGCAGAGGCAGCAAAGGUAGCAGUGGAGGAGGAGCUUCAUAAGUGGCGUGAACAGGAGGAGGAACACAUUAUGAACGAUACUAUUAACAAUGGGGGAAAAACUUCUUCUUCAUCGUCAUCUACUCACCCACAGUCGACUGAUAAUCAUCAGGUAUCAUCAUCAGAUUUGCUCAUGAUGUAGCUAAUAAGCUAAUGAAUUAAGCUAGGUUUCAGGAGGAAAGUGGGUAGAUAAUCCCCAAAGGCAGCAGCUGGCACAAAGAGAGAGAUUAAUUAAGAGAGAGUCUGCAUAUACUAUAGCUAGAUUGGCACUGAAA
Messenger RNA from Diospyros lotus (date-plum), 2114 nucleotides. RefSeq names its product WEB family protein At1g12150-like. The record is from RefSeq and is a predicted model, not a curated record. Lineage: Eukaryota; Viridiplantae; Streptophyta; Magnoliopsida; Ericales; Ebenaceae. The coding region runs from base 23 to 1981 and encodes 652 amino acids. The transcript has 2 exons.